This is a messenger RNA of Drosophila serrata, 1999 nucleotides long. RefSeq names its product de-etiolated protein 1 abo (gene abo). NCBI's taxonomy places the organism in Eukaryota, Metazoa, Arthropoda, Insecta, Diptera, Drosophilidae. The record is from RefSeq and is a predicted model, not a curated record. Gene Ontology annotation, molecular function: ubiquitin-like ligase-substrate adaptor activity; ubiquitin protein ligase binding. Gene Ontology annotation, biological process: protein ubiquitination; positive regulation of proteasomal ubiquitin-dependent protein catabolic process. Gene Ontology annotation, cellular component: cullin-RING ubiquitin ligase complex; nucleus.
UAAGUGUGACCAGCUCCUUAGAUAAAUCUAUUUCAUCGUUGGUGUUAAAAACAUCAGCUCUAUUUAUUUGUGAUCUUGACAAAACUGUUUAAUACAGUCCAUCUAGUUUUAAGAAGUGUUCUAUUCACAUAAACGCUGGCUACCAUGGCCUACAACCAGCGCCUGCAAUCACAGAACAUUGUGCAUUUGUUGCAGAACCGCGAAUCCGGAUUCACCUGCGCCGGCAGUCAGAUGAGCAGGAUGCCCCGCUUGGCAUAUGAGCGCCGCUUCUACAAAUCAAUCACUCCCUGCUUGACCAUUGACUCUGUGGCCAUUCCUCCUGUCUACCUGCGCAAGUUCACGCCGGACGGUAGCCAGCUGCUGGCCUUCUCCCACGACCAGCGGAGUCUACACAUCUACCCCUACAGGGGCUUCAGUUCGGCGGCAGUCGGCGAGCUGAUCCGCGAGGCAAACGUGGGCACCAAGGAGUGCUACAAGAGCGAGGAGAACAAUGUUCUAAGCAGCACGAUCUUCGAGCGCCUGUUCGCUACUAAGGAGGCGAAGAGCCUUCGGCUGUGCCACGGCCUCAACGGUCGCUAUUACCUGCAUCGGGAAUUCAGCGUUUUCCUUGAGAAUGGCAAAUAUGUGCUGCUGGCAGCCAUGUCCGUGCUUAAAAGUGCACUGCCCAUCGAAAAUUAUGUCCGCUAUCCGGAUCUCUUUGACAAACUGGACGCCUUUUCGUAUGUGUUCUUCGUGGUGGACCUGGAAAAGGGGGUUGUCAGCGAUAGACUUUUCCUACCACAGGAUUCUAUUGUUGUUUCCCACAAUCACGGAAUUUCGGUGAUCGGUUCUAAGGUGGCGAUCAUGUCGCGACUGCAUCAGUGCAUUUACGUCUACGAGAUGUCGAAUGGUAAGCUCUACGAACAGGAAACUAUUGGGCCGCGCCCAAGGGACUUUAUCGAAAGAGCAUCCUCGGACAUUGAGGAUUUAGACGCGACUACGGUUUUGCCUAUAACUCAUAUAAAACAACGUGUACUGAGCUUCCUGUAUCGCCAAAUCGACCAGGACUGUGACUAUGUGAGGAUAAAGCGGCAGGAGUUCUACAAAAACUUUGAGUUUAUCGAGCACAUGAUCAUGGAGAGGAUGCAAUUGAUAAACAGGGAUCUACUCCUGUUGCGGUAUGAGGAGCGGCCCAAGGAGAGCGAGGUUAUGUCCCUACCUUCACCGACACCGCGUCGUUUAUACGUUUUCUACAUCAUAUCGGCCGAGGAGGUGGUGGCUGUCUAUCCGGAUACGUCCGUCGAUCUGCUUCAAAUCAUACUGCUGUUCUACGAUGAGAUGAGCAAUGUCCGAUCGCUGCAAACCGGCGAUGCACCAUCCUUGCCUCUGCACUACUUCCUCAAGCAGAACUUUUUGGAUGCCAAUGCCACGGUCCCCUUUGUCCGGCAUGCGGCAUUGCGCUUCAAUCCAGGCAUUCCCGUCAGUUCUCAGUGCCUGUCGCCAUCGCCAUAUCUGAAGUACAGUGAUUUCGGCUACGACGAUCGGUACAUGUCGCCUCUGGAACGACCUAAUCCCUGCUCUUCGGAGCCCAUCGUCUUCAAAGAUCAAGCAACAAAGACUGUGAAAUUCCGGAUCUUCGCCAAAGCGCGCAGGGAAAUCGGAGCGCUGGCGCCGCGUGAGCUAUGUGCCUUCAUUUGGCAUCCGUUCGAGCCCUUUGUCCUGAGUAUCCAAAAGUGCAUGAACAGCUAUGCCUACCAUGUCCACUUGUACCAUCACGGUACGGUGGUGGAGCAACCGCGGCAGUUGCAGUCGCAACAAAGUGCCUCCAAAGAAUAAGUACUUGUGAUAUGCUUUCCCUAAAAAUCCUGAAAGCACAAAAAUUUAUUGCUUUCGGGGGAAACAAGAAAGUAAACUGUUUGUGAUUUAAAAAUAAAUCCUAAUUCAGAGGGAUUUUAAACACAAAACAAGAGAUUUCUAAACGUACUUCCAAAAGUAAAUAAAAUUACUUGUAUUUUUUUAA